This is a messenger RNA of Stylophora pistillata, 2491 nucleotides long. Its product is annotated as inactive ubiquitin carboxyl-terminal hydrolase MINDY-4B. Gene Ontology annotation, biological process: protein K48-linked deubiquitination. The record is from RefSeq and is a predicted model, not a curated record. NCBI's taxonomy places the organism in Eukaryota, Metazoa, Cnidaria, Anthozoa, Scleractinia, Pocilloporidae. Gene Ontology annotation, molecular function: cysteine-type deubiquitinase activity; K48-linked deubiquitinase activity.
AUGGCGGACGUCACGCCUCCGUUUUGCAAUGUCAUUGUUAUUAUCCAAGUUUUUAAGUUGAAAAAAUUAGCAUCAAGCAUGUCCAGGAAUGCUGAGGAAACCAACAAUAUGCUGGACAGAUGGGCAAAAGUUUUUGACAAAAGACGCUGGCCAUGUGCUGACACCUCCGAUACCUCAAGAAGAUAAAGGUACUUCACAUAGGUGUGCAAGACACGGGAGAGAACGCAGCAAAAUUUUGGACCAGAAACCAGUCAAGCCUGCUAGAUCCAUCCAACCCACACCAGUUAAACCUGUUAGACAAGCCAGCUUCCAUGCACCCACGCCAAAAGAAACAUCUGUCAAAUCUGGAAACAGAGUUGAAACGUUGGAGCAUCCUGCACUUAAAGGAGAAAAAUGUCCUCAACUUGAAGUUAAACAGGAACUCGUAAAGGAGCAAUCAUCAGCAGAGAUCGGACCGUUACUCCCUCCAUCCUUCCCUAAGAGACAAAGUUCUUCCAGUCAAAGAAAGUCUUUGCAAAGUGAACGCGCGACAGAAUCCGUCAAACCAGUUGUGCCGGGUGGGGAACCAAUCACAUUGGAGGUAGCUAAGGCCCUCCGUGUGUUAUUAUUUGGAACACCGUACACGUCUUUCAACUUGGACUGGAGAAGACAGCACAUCAACUUCUUUUCGCAAAAGUCUUACGCUCUAAGCUUCCAUAAGUUGGGGCCUGACGGGAUCAUGGCAUGUUUGCAGGGAUUUCUGUUGAGAUUCUUGUUGUACGACCAGCCAUCCAUUGAACACGUGAAAAGUAUGUUGAGACCCAUGUCGUCUGAACGUCAGAAUGCGCUAAUUACAGCCAUGACGAAGAUCCUCUGGCAAGCAGGAGGCCAACAGCGUGCAACGGUGGUACUGCCGUGCGGCGAGUGUACCUGGGCAACAAUGGAUGACUAUAGAGAAGAUCAGCUAACGGAAAAGCUUCAUCAGUUCAGAUUUACCGAGUUUUCCCAUCUGGAAAGAUUCAUCAAGAAGCACUUGUCUUUUUUUGAAAGCACAAACGGAAAUGGUUGCAUUCUGUUUUUGUAUUCAGUCAUUCUGUCCCGAUCAAUUGAAAGGGUAACUGAGGAUCUAGGAGACCCACAUUUCACUUUGAUGGGUCUUCACGACUCGUGCACUCAGGCCAUGGUUAACUUGAUGCUCACCGGCAGAGCAGCCGCUAAUGUCUUCAACGGUGAUAUCGAGUUCAAUAAAAGGGGACGAAAACUGUCCUAUCCGCUAAAUGGCAUUAAAGGUCGGAGUGAAAUUGGAUUUUUAUCUAUGAAAGAGCAUCUUGAUCCCAAAUCUUUUCAGGUUGGCAGCAUGCUCAAGACUCCUAAGUUUCCAGUCUGGGUGGCGAAGACGGGUGAACGUUACGGCGUGCUGUUCUCACUCAACAAGGAACUCGUCAAUGAUUGGAAACUCGAAAGGAGAUUUGAGUUGUUGUACUGUACUGGAUCAGCUAAAAGAAACAAUGGUGCCGACGAAAGUGUAUUUAUUAUAGAUACGAGAGAUGUGUUCAGCCCCGAUGACGAAUUCGGUGAAGAACCAUCUGAAGUGGAACACUGUAUUAGAACCAAAUGGCCAGGUGCACUGAUUGAAGUAAAGGAUUAAAGAAGCUAAACGGAAGUAAAAGGACCAUUUCAGGGUUCUAUUCUGCAAGGAAUAGCUUGAGCUCGAGUGAGAGCAGCAGUAUCUUCAUGGAAACAAGCUUGUCGUUACAUAAUCACGCAAGGGUCACGUGAUCCGUGUUAGGGCUGUGUGGCGCGGUUGAGACCUCACGAGACAAGAAAUUCGCUACGAAGGAGACCUUGAAGAGUGAUAUCAGCUUGUAUUCAAGAAGAACUCUCGAGGAAAACCCUUUGUAAUUCGUGAAAACGAUUUCAGUCUGAAGCAACCAAUUUCAAGGUGCUAGACUUCUGUUGCCGGAGUCACUUAUGCAAGGUUUCCGUUCUUUACACCUAUACGGCUUGAUCAUGCACAGUUCUUUGUUCAGAGAAAAACGUAGCGAAAACAAAGGGUUCGAUUUAGUUACUUUGUCAUCUUUGCUUCCUCUGGUCCUAGAUACUGAUCGACACAAUUUAAUUUUGUUCGAUACGUUUCUUGUAUCAGAGCCAUUUUAAAAUGAGUGUUGAAAGUAAUCGAGAAAGGAUUGGUUUUGCUUUUAUUACUCUGUGAUUGGUCGCGCCUUUCUCAACCAAUCAGAUGCAAAACUAAAACCAAUUAGGACUUGGUCGCCCACUUUUUUUCCGGGCUUCGAGCAGUUUGCUUGAUUCACUUUGAGUUCUCAUUGGCUAGUAAUAACGUAAACCUUUGUCUUAAUUGGUUGGUGGGAUUACUUUGGUGUUUCGACACUUGGCUGAAAACUGCUUUAAAAACCCUAUAUGCGAGAACUUCUGCAAUAAGGGAUUCCGUAAGCUAGAAUUUUUCUUAUGGCGCCAUAUUGCGAGAGAACAGAAGGAAAGACGAGGAAUUAGA